Messenger RNA from Penicilliopsis zonata CBS 506.65, 564 nucleotides. RefSeq lists its product as hypothetical. The coding region runs from base 1 to 564 and encodes 187 amino acids. Gene Ontology annotation, cellular component: endoplasmic reticulum; mitochondrion. NCBI's taxonomy places the organism in Eukaryota, Fungi, Ascomycota, Eurotiomycetes, Eurotiales, Aspergillaceae. The transcript has 3 exons. The record is from RefSeq and is a predicted model, not a curated record. Gene Ontology annotation, biological process: protein targeting to ER.
AUGGUUUCGGCUCAAGUUACUAACCUGGCCAUCAUCCUUGUGAUGAUGCAGGUCUCCAAGAAGAUCCCCUUCGACGAUCCGGAUACCCUGUUCUUGGUCCGCUGCAUGUACGUUGCCUCCAACGUGAUCAUCCUGGGGCUGUACCUCUAUGUGCAGAUGAAGAUCAACCAGAAGAAGGACAUGUCCACCAUUCGGUAUGUUGAGCCUGCGCCUAUGGGAAGCGGCGAGCAACCCAAGCCGGUGACGACCACCGUCAUGGACUAUGACAAGGGGCAGCUGCGCCAGCUGUUCCGCGGCCAGCUGAUGGGCGUUGGUAUGAUGGCCGUCAUGCACCUAUACAUGAAGUACACCAACCCGCUCCUGAUCCAAUCGAUCAUCCCCGUCAAGAGCGCGAUCGAGUCCAACCUGGUGAAGAUCCACAUCUUCGGACAGCCCGCCACAGGCGAUCUGCAGCGUCCCUUCAAGGCUGCCUCUGGCUUCAUGGGCCAGGGCCAGGUCCAGAGCGACGAGGCCUCCGUCAAGAACGCGGAGAAGAACUGGCGGGGUGGUGUCAAGGAGGAGUAA